AUGCACAGGGCAAAAGCCGCAGGGGCAAAAGGCAAGGCCCAAGAUGAAGAGACACGGGAAGACCUGAAGGGAGAAAUGGGUCUGCUAUUAAACUCGAUUAAUGAGCGUAUCAUCUGGUCUCUUCGGGGGCAACUGAAAUUGUUUUCCCAGGGUGACGGUAAACAUUCCCACCAUAACAUCAAUGUUGCCUCUCGCAAUUGCAAAACCUCAACUCCUUUCUUCGAGCACUUCAACUUCAUCGAUGCUCUGAACUCCUUCAGUCCUCUUCAACUCUUUGAGAGCCGCAACUUCAGCAGCAAUGUCAUCAGGCAAGAUACUCUCUGGACCAGCAAUAAGGUCAUCUGCAUCACAAGGCUCAAUCGAGAGCGGAGGUGUCUAGGAUAUUCCAAAAUUUACAGUCCCAACAGCAAUGUCAACGUCUUUGGACUUCUCAGCCUUCGCGGCUUUUAUGGUGCUGUGUUGUCGAAGAUUGCGUUGUGCCAAAUCAGGGAACGUACACUCUACUUCACCUACAUGCCCUACUGCAAUUGA
Molecule: messenger RNA, 531 nt
Organism: Suillus discolor
Lineage: Eukaryota; Fungi; Basidiomycota; Agaricomycetes; Boletales; Suillaceae
Exons: 6
Coding region: 1-531 (176 amino acids)
Source: RefSeq, a predicted model, not a curated record